AUGAAGCCAGCUGACCUUGUCAUCUCCAACAUGGGGGAAACCCGAGAAGAGCAAAUGCAAAUUGUGUUAGUAGAGGAAACUAAAGAAACCUCGCCGAUCCCAACAAAUGAGAAUGCCAACUACCAUCCUGCGGUUCCUCUUGUCCAGAAAUGGCUCAAAAUUGGCCUCUACUCAUUGUUUGGGCUUUCCGGCGCAUCAGUUGCCACGCUGUUGGGGAGUUUCUACUUUGAGAAAGGCGGCAAGAGCAAAUGGGUAGCUGCCCUUGUCCAAUUUGCGGGGUUUGUGAUCCUCCUCCCCUUUCUCCUCAUCUCACCCAAAAGACCUUUGACAGAAGAAGGAUACCAACGUCCAAACAAGCCCUCUGCUAUUCUCCUCACAUCAAUCUAUCUCUCAUUUGGAGUGUUCCAAGCAGGAGGUAGCUUGUUGUCUAUUGUGGGACUCCAAUACCUCCCUGCCUCCACAUAUUCCCUCGUCUCCGCAAGCCAAUUGGCCUUCACCGCCCUCUUCUCUUUCUUCAUCAACGCACAGAAGCUCACUCCUUUCAUAAUCAAUUCUCUGGUUGUCCUCCUUAUCUCCUCCGUUCUCCUUGUUGUCAACACCAGCUCUACAGGAUCUUCAGUCUCCAAAGGAAAGUACAUACUCGGCUUCUUGUGCACUGUCGCAGCAUCAGCAAGUUCAGCCUUGAUGGUCAAUUUAGCACAGCUCUUCUACCGACAGGUGCUAAAAAAAGCGACAUUUGGAGUAAUAAUUAAAUUGAUAAUCUACCAGUCGCUAAUAGCAAGCUGUGCCAUGGUGGUGGGGCUUUUCGCAAGCGGGGAAUGGAAAGGGCUGAGGAAGGAGAUGGAUGACUAUGAGUCGGGGAAGGUGUCAUACGUAAUGACACUGGUGUGGACAGCUAUUUGUUGGCAGCUCUCUUCGAUUGGGUCCGUAGGCCUAAUCUUCAGUGUGUCCUCCCUCUUCAGCAGUGUGAUUACUACUCUAACCAUACCCAUAGUCCCUGUAGGUGCUGCUAUUUUCUUGCAUGACAAGAUGAAUGGAAUUAAGGUGAUGUCCCUGCUUCUGGCCAUCUGGGGUUUUGUUUCGUACAUGUACCAACAUUACCUUGAGGAUUUCAAGAGCAGGAAUGAAACAGCUUCUGUGGCUCCUGAGGAUUCCUCCAAUGAGAGGUGCUAG
Thlaspi arvense is the source of this 1173-nucleotide messenger RNA. NCBI's taxonomy places the organism in Eukaryota, Viridiplantae, Streptophyta, Magnoliopsida, Brassicales, Brassicaceae. The record is from the annotation of a GenBank genome assembly.